Messenger RNA from Macrobrachium nipponense, 354 nucleotides. RefSeq names its product histone H3.v1-like. The record is from RefSeq and is a predicted model, not a curated record. The transcript has 3 exons. The coding region runs from base 1 to 354 and encodes 117 amino acids. NCBI's taxonomy places the organism in Eukaryota, Metazoa, Arthropoda, Malacostraca, Decapoda, Palaemonidae.
AUGCGCACGUCCGGAAAUGGAGAAGAAGAAGAAGAAGAAGAAGAAGAAGAAGAAGAAGAGCAGGAAGAAGAAGAAGAGGACGUGGAGAAUGUGGAGGAGGAAUUACAUGAAGAAUUAGAUAAAAUCCACAUGUCCGGAAAUGGAGAAGAAGAAGAAGAAGAAGAAGAAGAAGUGAAGAAUGUGAAGGAGAAAGAAAAGAAGACAACUUCACACUCUCGCUCGCAGAUCGCGCGAGCUUAUGAUUCCGGCCGAACGUUUAUGACAUUGUUAAGCUCUGAGAACCUUCGCAUAUAUUACGGCAGCGUCUGGAUUCCGAAGACAGGACUUCUUCGGGGUUUUCCCGCGGCGCCCUAG